CUUCCUUUCAUAGUCUUAUUUAUAUUAUGAGAGAGAAAAGGGAAGUUCUUUUUUUAAGAUUUAUUUAUGGGCUUUACCAAUAGUUUUGGUAAACUCUGUUUAUAAAAUUGGAUGAGGUCCUCUUUGGCUUUAUUUGGUGACAAGGAAAGAAGUAUUAUGUGAAUAUUUCUUUCAAUCAUUGUGAUUUUUUUUAUGUUUAGGAACAAUUGUCUAUUCGUCUGAGUUGCGCAACUUUUCAGCUAAGCAGGGAUCGUCUUCCGAGAGCUUUUUUUAUGGAUUUCUCUGUUUCCGGUGUACUUGGAAAUGCAAAAUGGAGACAAAACAAAAGAUGUCAGAGUUCCAAAAGAGGCUGGAUAAAACAUUGUCAUCUCAGAAUCUUACGAAUGAGGAAUAUAUUAAGAACCUUCUCAAGAAACAAGUUCUACGCUCAUCACCACAGUGCGAGAUUCAAGAACCCACUGAGAAUAUCAUAGAGGAAAGAGCCAAGGAAGCGUUAAACUUUCUCAACAUGUUGAGAAGUGCUUCCCAAGAUGACAGUGAUGUGUCACAAACUCAUGAAAAACCACAAGCUGAUUGGAAGUUAAAAGAGGACAACGAAGAAUUCAAAGUUAUGUAUCGAGAAGGACCUCAAGGCACUCCCUUUCAUAUGAUACUUGUAGAAGGCUUUGUUGAUGCACCUGUUGAUGUUUGUAUAUGUGUUGCAUGGGAGUCAUCUCUUUAUAAGAAAUGGUGGCCUCAAUUAAGUAUUCCAACUUUCAAAAUUGCCACAUCCAGUUGUUUGCAAAAGGUCCGAAUUGGUGAACAGAUAUGUCUAGUCAGGAUGAAGUUCUCAUGGCCACUGUCCGCUAGAGAAGCUGUUAUGCGCUUUUUAGAGUUGGAUUUUUUUGAAGACGAUCUUAUUGUUGGGCUCAUAAACUCGAUCUCUGAUUUACAGAGUGUUGAUAGAAGUACUCAUGGGUUUACGAAUGAGGGGAUACCUGAAGAAAAAGAUGUAAUUCGGAUAGAUAUUGUUGGAGGCUUUGCUUUCCAAAAGGUGUCCUCAAAUAGAAGUUACUUCCGGACUAUAUUAACUAUGGAUGUGAAAUUGGAGUUUGUUCCUCCAUCGCUAAUUAACUUUGUCUCAAGGCAGAUUUUUGGCAGCGGUUACAAGCUCUUUAAAAAGAUGGUUAUUUCUGCAGCCAAGGGUGAUAAGGAUUUUAGCAAGGCCUUGGAGGAUCGACUCUAUGUCCAGAUACGAGAGGGUUUAAAUCCUGCCAAUAAAAUCCAGAAGGCCCUUGAACCAGAGGCCCUCAAGAGUGAGAAUAUCACUUUUGCUGUCUCUGAAGAACAUGGAAACGGAACUCCACAGGCCAAAGAAUCAGUUUACUGUCAAGUAUCUCUCAGUAAUGACCUUGCAACUGAAGCUCUGCCAGCAGAUUCACUGGUUUCUUGUGAGACUUGUUGUGGAGGAAUUGUGGAAGAAGUGAUUGGACAAGACAAACACUUGGAGAGGAGUAGCCAAAGCAUGGAUCACUCUCCAACCGAUAAUUUUGCAGGACAGUGCCAUAUCAACAAGGGAAAGAAGGUUUAUAUCAGUCCUGAGGUGGAAAAUGCUCUAGGAAUAUUAAAUGAGGCUAUAUCUAUGGUUCGAGCGGGUGGAAUUUGUCGGGAAAGUUUGUCUCCUGGUUCCACUAAUGAAGAAUACAUGAAUUUUGAAAGAGUUGUGGGGGCAGGUUCCAGUUUUCCAGGAGCUGGUGCGGCUUCUUCAGGCGGUGGAAUCUGCAUUGACGCACCAAACGUGGACAAUUUUAAUAGUUCACUAGAGGAAGAUGGUGAUGUCUCUGGCAUAUAUAGUACCAGGGAAACCAUACCAGCUUCUCCUAUGAAAGAAGUGAACUGGAACCGAAUAAUACCAGUAUCCCCAGGACAAAAUUUCCCAAUUUCAAACAAAUCUCAGGGGGUUCACUGGACUUCUUUGCAAAAUGGGUCAACAUCAGAGGUGCCAGUGAUGGAGAACACAGCGGAUGGUAAUAAGGAGGUUAAUGUCAAAGCAAGUAGUACCAUUGGAAGUUGGAAUGGUGAGAAAGGCAAGUUGAGGCGACAGAGAAUAAAAAAAUCUCUCUGUUGCUUACAUUGAUGGUUUGAUUAUGAACCUGAAAGUGUGCUUCUUGAUUGGGUGGUCACAUCAAAAUCUGACCACCACAUCUGGGUGGAUGAAUCUUUUACAAUUCUAUGCUGCUAAAUGCCAUCGACCAUCUCUUGUAUUAUCCACUUGGAAGGAUGAUUUGAUAUUUGCAACUUGAAUGUUUCAGACGUAUUGGGCUUCAUUUCUUCCUUCCUUGGUAACCCUAUUUGAUCAUCUGCUGAUGUUUUCCUUUCAUUCAUAGAUUUGCCAAAAAGGAAGCUUCUUUUGCCACACACACAGGUGCUAUUGGUCAGAAAGGUGCAUCCAUCCAUGAGAUGAUGUGAUGGGGCACAUGCAAAUCCUAUUGGGGUUGCCAAGUAAGAUUCCCAGGCUUGAUUGUUAUUUAUUUAUAUGGGUGAAGGAUUGUAAUGUACCAUAUGAAGACAGAUUAUUGUUCUGCUACGAGUCCACUGAUCCAAGACCAUAGUUGCUUUUUCAUUGCAGCAAAAUCUUUUGUUUUUUAGAAGGCAACUCAGAUGCUAAUAAAAUAUUGAGAUAUUUUAUAGAGAA
Molecule: messenger RNA, 2674 nt
Organism: Macadamia integrifolia
Lineage: Eukaryota; Viridiplantae; Streptophyta; Magnoliopsida; Proteales; Proteaceae
Exons: 11
Coding region: 311-2116 (601 amino acids)
Molecular function (GO): lipid binding
Source: RefSeq, a predicted model, not a curated record